CCGCCUCGUGACCCGGAAGUGACUCGUCGCUGUGUUGACACGUAUGUAGCUCUCCGUCUGUUCCUCAGAGCUUUUACACCGACUGAUAAAAAGUAAACUUUAUAAUCGUGUAAACAGCUUUAACUUUAUAUUAAAUUCCCCUCGGAAGCUUUAACAGGAAAGUAACUCAGCAGUAUUACGCUUUUAAAGGCCGCUCACCAUGUCCGGGUUUGAGAGUUUCAACACAGAUUUCUACCAGUCUCCUUACACCGUAGACGAACAGAACCAAGGAUCUUACAGCUACAACAAUGCAGAAGAUCCGUACAACAACAAACAGUACGGUCAGUAUGACUAUUCUCAGCAGAUAGGCUACGGUGCCCCACCCAUGAUGCAGCCUCAGCAGCCUUAUACAGGACAGAUCUAUCAGCCCACGCCUGCGUUCACACCGACCGCCUCACAGUCCAUGUACAACAGCGGCUUUGAGGACGAGCCACCGCUGCUGGAGGAGUUGGGAAUCAAUUUUGACCACAUCUGGCAGAAGACGCUGACGGUGCUGCACCCUAUGAAGGCAGCAGAUGGCAGCAUUAUGAAUGAAACUGAUCUGACUGGUCCCAUGGUGUUCUGCCUGGCCUUCGGGGCUACGCUGCUGCUCACGGGUAAGAUCCAGUUCGGCUACGUUUACGGGAUUAGCGCCAUCGGCUGCCUGGGUAUGUACUGCCUCCUGAACCUCAUGAGCAUGACCGGUGUCUCCUUCGGCUGUGUAGCCAGCGUCCUGGGCUACUGUCUGCUACCCAUGAUUCUCCUCUCCAGCUUUGGUGUGCUCUUCUCCUUACAAGGCUUGCUGGGGAUCGUAUUAACGGCUGCCAUCAUCGGCUGGUGCAGCUUUUCUGCCUCGAAGAUCUUCAUCUCUGCUCUGAUGAUGGAUGGCCAGCAGCUGCUGGUUGCUUACCCCUGCGCUCUGCUCUAUGGAGUGUUCGCUCUCAUCUCCGUAUUCUGAACUUUCUUUACAGGACAAACGACGCACAAACACACACUUUUAAUCUUAACCAACAGCCACUUUGAAACAAAGUGCGCAGACCAGGCCAUGAUCCGGCCAAGUCAAGAAGCUCCUCACAAAUUUAGCACAUUCCCUCUAAACAUCUGCCAGAUGUGGUCCACAGUUGUUCUCUCGCCCCCCCUCCCCCAUGUCUCUCUCUGUCUCUCUCUCUCUCCCUCCCUCCCUCUGUCUCUCUGUCUCUCUCUCUGUCUCUCUCUCUCUCCCUCUGUCUCUCUCUCUCCCUCCCUCUGUCUCUCUGUCUCUCUCUCUCUCUCUCUCUCUCUCUCUCUCUCUCUGUCUCUCUCUCUCUCUCUCUCUCUCUCUCUCUCUCUCUCUCUCUCUCUCUCUCUCUCUCUCUCUCUCUCUCUCUCUCUCUCAGCCCUGUUUACUUUUAGACCAGUUGCUUGUCCAGUCUUUAGUUUUAUCAUUUCAAAAGCGACUUAUUUGUAUUUUUUUCUUGUUUAGACUAAUGAACAAAAUUAAACGGCUCUCUAAACGGCUGAAAGUGGACCAGAGGCAUUUUUAUAUAUGUAUAAAUAUAAAUAGUGAACAAUUCUGUAAUCGAAUCCCAUUUGUUUCUCCUUUAUUACAGCACACAGCUUUCUACAGAACACAGCUGCUUUUUUCUGCUGUGCUCAGCAUGUUGUCAGGCAGCGAGUCUGAGACGAGCCGUGAUUAGUUCGGGACGUGUGGUGUGUGUGUGUGUGUGUGUGUGUGUGUGUGUGUGUGUGUGUGUGUGUGUGUGUGUGUGUGUGUGGAGUUUAUUUUAAACACACAUUCUUACACACCAAAAAAAUGUAUUUUCCCCCAGCGUUUAUUUACACGUGUAAAUGAUGGAACGGCCGAAACCAUGGAAACAGGAUCAUUUAAUUUCAAAUCAAAAGCCACGGCUCUUAUUUCGGCACGAACAUAAACCUCUAUUGGUUAUUUUUCUUUACUAAUUUUGUCGAAACUUGACCAUAAUCAUAAUCAUUUAUUUUUUGGUGAGAACUUUGCACGAGUGUACGCUUUCACACUUUCACACUUCACUCCAGUAAAAGCUUCAGGUUUGCGCUUUGCUCUGUUUGUCUCUCACACGGCCGAGAGCGUUUUUUUUUUGUUUGUUUGUUUUUUUUUUUUACGUCUAGGAGAGUCUGAUGGUUUUUAUCUCUUCUGUGAAAAGUCAGUUAAACGAUGGUUGAGUGUUACACUUGUGCUGUUUCACAGGCCAUGUUUCCAAAAUAAAAAAUAAAUGGGUUGAA
Tachysurus fulvidraco (yellow catfish) is the source of this 2256-nucleotide messenger RNA. RefSeq names its product Yip1 domain family, member 5 (gene yipf5). The record is from RefSeq and is a predicted model, not a curated record. Lineage: Eukaryota; Metazoa; Chordata; Actinopteri; Siluriformes; Bagridae. Gene Ontology annotation, cellular component: membrane; trans-Golgi network. Bases 200 to 976 code for a protein of 258 amino acids. The transcript has 6 exons. Gene Ontology annotation, biological process: vesicle fusion with Golgi apparatus; endoplasmic reticulum to Golgi vesicle-mediated transport; regulation of ER to Golgi vesicle-mediated transport.